This is a messenger RNA of Phacochoerus africanus (Common warthog), 2427 nucleotides long. RefSeq names its product nuclear receptor subfamily 2 group C member 1 (gene NR2C1). Gene Ontology annotation, molecular function: RNA polymerase II cis-regulatory region sequence-specific DNA binding; nuclear receptor activity; zinc ion binding. The coding region runs from base 271 to 2088 and encodes 605 amino acids. Gene Ontology annotation, biological process: negative regulation of transcription by RNA polymerase II; cell differentiation; anatomical structure development. NCBI's taxonomy places the organism in Eukaryota, Metazoa, Chordata, Mammalia, Artiodactyla, Suidae. The record is from RefSeq and is a predicted model, not a curated record. The transcript is spliced from 14 exons.
UGCGCAGGCGCGGGCGGGAGCGCGCAACAAGGAGCCGAGGGAGGGGUCGCGAACUCUGACCCCCCCCCCAAAUACACAAACCCCGAAAGCUUCCUGCCCCCACUUUUUAAAACCCUUCCCCCUUAGUUUUCUCCAACCUGCCUCUUCCCGGAGGCCCCCCCCACCCCCACCCCACAGCAGCCGCCGCAGUGGGACUGUCCGGUCUACGCCCGGGGAACGUAGCUCGGCAGAGAAGCGCCAGUAAGAGCCGGACACUCUGGCAAUUAAAUCAUGGCAACCAUAGAAGAAAUUGCACAUCAAAUUAUUGAACAACAGAUGGGAGAGAUUGUUACAGAGCAGCAAACUGGCCAGAAAAUCCAGAUUGUGACAGCGCUUGAUCAUAGUACCCAAGGCAAGCCGUUCCUUUUGACAAAUCCCGAUGGCUCUACCCCAAGCAAAGUCAUUCUGGCCAGGCCAGACUCUACUCCCGGAAAAGUUUUCCUCACAAGCCCGGAUGCAGCAGGUGUCAACCAGUUAUUUUUUACAACUCCUGACUUGUCUUCGCAACACCUCCAGCUCUUAACAGAUAAUUCUGCCUCAGAACAAGGACCAAAUAAAGGUUUUGAUCUUUGCGUAGUAUGUGGAGACAGAGCAUCAGGGCGUCAUUAUGGAGCUGUAACUUGUGAAGGCUGCAAAGGAUUUUUUAAAAGAAGUAUCCGAAAAAAUUUAGUUUAUUCAUGUCGAGGAUCAAAGGACUGUAUUAUUAAUAAACACCAUCGAAAUCGCUGUCAAUACUGCAGGUUACAAAGAUGUAUUGCAUUUGGAAUGAAACAAGACUCUGUUCAGUGUGAAAGAAAACCCAUUGAGGUAUCAAGAGAAAAAUCUUCCAACUGUGCUGCUUCAACAGAAAAAAUCUACAUUCGAAAAGACCUUCGAAGUCCCUUAGCUGCAACUCCAACUUUUGUAACAGAUAGUGAAACUGCAAGGUCAGCAGGACUUUUAGAUUCAGGAAUGUUUGUGAAUAUUCAUCAGUCUGGAAUAAAAACUGAGUCAGCUGUGCUGAUGACACCAGAUAAGGCUGAAUCAUGUCAGGGAGAUUUAAGUACAUUGGCCAGUGUAGUGACAUCAUUAGCAAGUCUUGGAAAAGCUAAAGACCUUUCUCAAAAUAGUACUGAAAUGUCUAUGAUUGAAAGCUUAAACAAUGGUGACACCUCUUUGUGUGAAUUUCACCAAGAAAUGCAGACUAAUGGUGAUGUUUCAAGGGCAUUUGACACUCUUGCAAAAGCAUUGAAUCCUGGCGAGAGCACAGCCUGUCAGAGCUCAGUAGAGGGCAUGGAAGGAAGCGUACACCUAAUUGCUGGAGACUCAAGCAUAAAUUACAUCGAAAAAGAGGGGCCACUUCUCAGCGAUUCACAUGUAGCUUUCAGGCUCACCAUGCCGUCUCCCAUGCCUGAGUACCUGAACGUGCACUACAUCGGGGAGUCCGCCUCCCGGCUGCUCUUCCUGUCGAUGCACUGGGCACUUUCCAUUCCUUCCUUCCAGGCUCUCGGGCAAGAAAACAGCAUAUCAUUGGUGAAAGCCUACUGGAAUGAACUUUUUACCCUUGGUCUUGCCCAGUGCUGGCAAGUAAUGAACGUAGCAACUAUAUUAGCAACAUUUGUCAAUUGUCUUCACAGUAGCCUUCAACAAGAUAAAAUGUCAACAGAAAGAAGGAAAGUACUGAUGGAACACAUCUUCAAGCUGCAGGAGUUUUGUAACAGCAUGGUUAAACUCUGCAUUGAUGGAUAUGAAUAUGCCUACCUGAAGGCAAUAGUACUCUUCAGUCCAGAUCAUCCAGGCCUAGAAAACAUGGAACAGAUUGAGAAAUUUCAGGAAAAGGCUUAUGUUGAAUUCCAAGAUUAUAUAACCAAAACGUAUCCAGAUGACACCUACAGGUUGUCCAGACUGCUGCUCAGGUUGCCAGCUUUGAGACUGAUGAACGCUACCAUCACCGAAGAACUGUUUUUCAAAGGCCUCAUUGGCAAUGUGCGCAUUGACAGUGUCAUCCCACACAUUUUAAAAAUGGAACCUGCAGAUUAUAACUCACAAAUCAUUGGUCACAGCAUUUGAACACUGAAAUCUCAGUUUAAACCGCUUGUUCUUUUCCAGAACACACGAAGACACCAAAUUGAAUUCAUUGCUUCCAGGGCAUCCGGACAUUUUUACUUUAAAGAGUAACCAAAAACCAAGAUGUUUUUAUUUUAACUUCCUUAAGAAGCAUUUUUGAAGUGACUGGCAGGUAGCAGAAUUGGAAUUUCCUUUCCUAUCUUAUUUAAGUGAAUUAAAAAUACUAUGAAUUUAUUCUUGGUUAAGAUGACACCUAAAGCUGUCCCCUCUUGACUAAGAUUUCUCAUUAUAUUUUAUUUUAUAAAACAAAUAAAUAAGUGUCUCUUUUUUUUCCCCCCAAAA